UCGGCCGACGCCGCGGCCGCCGCCGCUGCCUCCGCCGCCUCCGUGGAUGGCCACAUGCUGCGCGGCACGCUGGCGUGCCGCGCCCCCGCGGGCCUCGUGGCGCGGGCGCGCGCGUGGGGAGCCGAGCACCUGCUGGAACCCGCCCGCGAGAUGACGCGCCGGCAGCUCGUGGUCGCCUCCGCGGUGGGGGUGUGGGGUGGCGUGUUCCCCAUCCCGCCGUGCACGUCGCCGGCCACUCUGUUCUGCAUCGGCUUCUUCUCCGCGGGCGUGCCGAGGAGGCUGCGCUUCAACGUGCCGAUGGCCAGCAUCGCCAUAGUUCUCAACGAGCUGGUCCUGCCUCUCGACCUGCUGCUCAUGCCGCAGUUCAUCCUGGCGGGCAUGUGGGCCGACAGGGCACUGGGGGGCGACGGCGCCGCCCGCGUGGACGGGGGCGCCGAGGCCCCCGGCGAGCUGCCUCAAGGAAGCCUCCGGGAAGGCCUCCUCGACGGGCUGCCUUCGGGCGGCCUCGCUGAGCUGCUGGAGGGCCUCAAGGAGGGCUGUGACGACGACGAUGGCCGAGGCGUUACGGCGGCAUGCUCGGGCGGGCCGUCCUCGUGUGGGCGGCUGCCACCCCGCUGGUGCUGGGCCAGAUCCGGGUGCUCGGGGCCAUGUCUUGGGGCGGCUUGCGGGCUGCUCCCGGACCGCCGCCUGCGCGGCCCGCCUCGGGCGGCCCCGGGCUGACGGGGCCAGGAUGCCGCCGGCGUUUGCGCGGCAGCGGGUCGCUCCGUGCCAGUGAGGGCAACGACAGUGCUCGAGGUUCAAUGUUUUUGGAAGUUCUCAGCACGGACGCGGACCGACGAAAGCGGCCGUGAACCUCAAACCCCGAACCUCGCAACGUUGUCCCCCCUAUCGUUGCCCCUCCGCUGCCGCGGCCGCAGGUCGCCCCGCUCCAGCAGGGGGGGCGGGCCGAGCGCGCGUGGCGGCGGCGGCUCCGGGCGCGCGGCCAUCAGACUGCAUUCGCCGUUGGCUCCUGCGUGCUGCUCCUCUGGCGGGAAGCGUUCGCCACGGAGCAUCAGGUCAGUAUCGUUGGUGAUCGUUUUCUUAUUCAGUGUUUUGCCGAUCGGCGCGGCUGGCUAUUCCAUUCCGCCGCGAGGCGUUUUCCCGAUGAUAGAGAAGCAAAGGGCGGCAUGCGAACAUCUUGAAGCAUGAUGUGCUAUGUGUGCCACUGGCAUUGCCGCUUGUUCCGCGCCGCCGUUUCACAGACAAGCUUAAACGCAUCCGCGGCCCCUGCCCGACCCGGC
Messenger RNA from Prorocentrum cordatum, 1280 nucleotides. The record is from the annotation of a GenBank genome assembly. Lineage: Eukaryota; Dinophyceae; Prorocentrales; Prorocentraceae.